Molecule: messenger RNA, 3447 nt
Organism: Thrips palmi
Lineage: Eukaryota; Metazoa; Arthropoda; Insecta; Thysanoptera; Thripidae
Product: protein APCDD1-like
Exons: 4
Coding region: 138-1883 (581 amino acids)
Biological process (GO): negative regulation of Wnt signaling pathway
Cellular component (GO): plasma membrane
Molecular function (GO): Wnt-protein binding
Source: RefSeq, a predicted model, not a curated record
CCUUGCCGAGGGAGGACGUGGUGGUGGAGAAGCAUUCAGCGGGAAAGGCCGCCGGGAAGGCUGGACGCAACGUGAGCAACGGGCACAUAUGCCACCCGGGAACGCGCGAACACGUGCCCGAACGUGAGGCGACCGACAUGGAAGACCUCUCCAAGAUGCGCUGGAUUGCUGGGCUGCUGGUCAUCCUGGCUAUCGGACACGGCCGGGCGGAGCUGCUCCUGCGUGACCCUCUGCUUGCGGGCGACUGGGACGACGCGCGCUGCGACCGCCUCGCCGAGGACGUGGCGGACGCCGACCAGAACACCGUGGUGGACAACCCGCCCAAGAUGGCCGCCAAGUGGGUCUCCGAAGGGUGCGAGGUGCGGCCCGGCCCGGAGUUCCUGCUGCGCUCCUACACCUUCCACCGCAACGGCACGUUCCGCCUGCUGCAGUUCCACUACGGCGAGGAGUCGUGCUCGCUGCCGCUGUACACCGUGGCGGCCAAGGGGCGGUACCGGGCGCGCGGCCGGUCGUGGCUCACGCCCGCCGCCACCGAGGCCGAGUACACGCUGACGCGCGUUACGGUGACGGCCCAGAGCGCCGAGGUGGCGGAGGAGCUGGCCGCGCGGGUGAACGCCGCCUGCCCGGGGCAGGUCCGCCGCCGCUGGAAGCCGUACCGGGAGUACGUGGUGCUGAGCAUCAGCGAGGACGACGCCGACGACGCCGACGUGCAGUCGCCGCGCAACAACCUGCCGCCCAGCGAGUCGCACGGCCCCGGCCAGGGCAGGGGCCUCGGCAGGGCCCUCGGCAGGGCGCGGUCCGUGAGGCUCAUGUCCACCACGGACGUGGACUGCCUGUCGGCGCUGCACGCCGCCUUCCACGAGCUGCAGUUGGUGCGGACGCAGCGGCGCCCCCAAGGCCCGCAGCCUCGCGCCGCCCCGGCCGCCCCCAGGACGGGGGCACCCGCCCGCCACGAGCUGCUGCUCGGGGACGUCCACUCGCGGCCGGACCAGCGCGGCAGCUACCGGCCCACGGCCUUCCAAGUGCCUCUUCUCAAAGCUGACCAGGCUCACGGCUGCCACGUCUGCCACGCCGUGGCGCGCGCCUCGGAGCGCUCGCCGCCCAACCUGCACGUCAAGCCGCGGCUGCCGCCCUACCUGGGCGGCGACUGGGUGAGCAGCCGCUGCGAGACGCGGCCCCUGGGGCUGUUCCUGCGCCGCCGGCUGCGGGUGCGCGCGGGGGCGGGGUCGCUGGAGGGCUGGCACGCGUGGCAGGGCGAGUACGAGUUCUACUCGGACCCCCUGUGCACCAUGCCCACCUUCACGGCCACCGAGGCGGGCCGCUACACCGUGGGCGGGCUCAGCACGCAGGUCCUUGGCGCCCUGCAGGCGGACUUCCACGUGGAGCGCGCCGCCCUCACCGUCCUGGACGCCGACCUGGUGGCGAGCCUGCAGGCGGACCCGCUCUGCGGCGGCGGCCUCGGCUUCGGGGAAUGGCGUGUCGGAGUGCCCCGCGACCUCACCGCGGCGCACGGCUGCGCGUCCCUCGGGCUGGUGGUGCCCGCCAUCCGCUACGAGCUGGUUCGCGUCGACGUGGACACCUGGGGGCAGUCCCUGCUGUACCUGGGCCAACCCGACACGGAGAACAGGCGCGGGGGGCCGUCGGAGAGGCCCACAGCCUACCAGCCGCCCCUGGUGCGGUGUAGGGGGCUGCCCCCGCCUGUCCACGCCCUGCCGGCCCUGGACGCCCUGGCCGUGGAGGAGGACGACAUCGCCAACGGGCUGGCCGACGACCGGGACUACUCGGUGUCCGCCGCCAGGGGGAGCCACUGCGCGGCCUCCAGACUCGUCGCCGCGGGCCUCACCGUCUGGCUGGCGCUGCUGAGAAGGAUGUCGCGAGUGUAGAUGAUGUUAUCUGUGAUUUAUUGAGUGUGUGUUUCAGUGAGAGUGUGCAGUGGAGUGAAUGAUUGUGUGUGUGUGUUUGUUUGUGUGUGUGUGUGUGCGGGCGGGCGCGCAUGUGUGUAUGUGUGUAUUUUAGUGAAGUAUAAUUCUACUUCUGCCCAGGGAAAUUGUCUGAUCAGUCAAACUUUGAUUUAAGUCGUCAGUGUGCCAUAUAUUUGUGCCACUAACUGUGGAGAAACUCCUGUUAUGCUUACCUUAAGUAAAUGUUUAUGUAGAUUAUUAUCAUAGAACAGCCUUGUUGUCCUGAUGAACUUUAAAUCUGUUGAUGGAUCCAGCAGGUCCUGAAACUAUGGAGCAACCCCCUGUACAGUAGCUUCUCUUUUUGCCAUACUGAUGGUGGGUCUUUUCAGACCUUUGAAAUAAGGGAGUACUCUAUGUAAAUUGUUGUAAUUUCAGUUCACUAUAACUGAUUUGAUCAUUCAGAUCUUUCCAGAGGAAGCCCCUUUUACUAGUGAACCUUAAAAAAGGUAGUGUGAACCCUGUAAUUUGUUUUAAUUAAGGCAUCACAACUGAUCUGAUCAUUCAGAUCUUUCUGGAGGAAACCCCUGUACUGAAUCUGUAAAAAGGGAGUAAAUCCUGACUUAGUUUACUUAAUUAAGGUUUAUCGCAAUUGAUCUGAAAGUUAAGAUCUUGUGGGAGGAAACCCCUGUACUGAAUUUGUUCUUGUUAUGUUGUCUAAAAUAAUGUAGGUCCAUAGUUUUCUGUCACUAUAGAUGAGAUGUUCAACACAUCUGUUUGGAGUAAAUUCCUGUAAGAAACAUUUUUAUAUCGUAGCGUUGAAAGACACAGAUCUUUCCUAUUUUUGUAACUUUUUUUGUUGAAUCUUUAAUCGACCAUUAUAUUUCAUAUUUCAUCCAUCCUUCUAUUUUCAUGUAGAAGAGCCGAGGGAAGCGUACUAGUGAACAUUUUCUUCUUGUUACCUACAAGAUUCAUUUCAUUUUUUAAUAUCAUAUUAGGUUAAAUAAAUUAUAUCUGUUAGCAUAGAAUUGUAAGAUGUCAUCCACUCUUAUAUUUUAAUGUAGGACAUCCAAGAAACCCAAACCACCGGUAUAUGGCACAUUUCAUUUCUCAAUCUACUCUUUUCGUUCAUUUUUAAUUUUUUGUUCCAUUACCUUCUAAGUUAGUACCUGAACGAGCGCCUACUUUCCUACUUAAAAACUUGCAAUGGGUAAUUCAUGAUUUAAUUGAACAAACUCACCAGUGAUUUAUUGUACAUAUUGCAUAAUUUUUAGCUUCUGUAACAUAUAGUUGAAGUGUUUAAAAUGUAAAUAGUAGAUACAAUGUGUCUAACUCUGAGUCUGCAUCAUACUUUUGUAAAGGAAUUAUUGUUUCUUCUUUGUAAGAACGACAUAGUCAUUUCUGUGAAUUUAUUCAAGUAAAUGAUGUUAAAUAUUUAGCUUUAAACCCAUGAUUAUAAUGGGUAGGGAUGAACCAUAACCAGUGAUUUGUACAUUUCUCUAUUUUUAUACAUGUUAUUUAUUGAAUAAAAUUAUGAACUGUUACAAUA